Molecule: messenger RNA, 438 nt
Organism: Somion occarium
Lineage: Eukaryota; Fungi; Basidiomycota; Agaricomycetes; Polyporales; Cerrenaceae
Source: the annotation of a GenBank genome assembly
AUGCUCACAUAUCAGACGUGCAAAUUAUGGAGGGCACCGAAUAUCGUGUCGCGACUAUCGCGUGACCGUAUUCCCAACGUAAGAAUCAAGGUUCUUCGCGGCGCUCUGUGUAUUGUUCUGCACGACGGGAGGUCGAGGUCGCUAUGUCGCAGUCAUUCAAUCGCUGUGCACGGGAGCUUUCACACCACAUACGCGGUUGAAGUUCACCUAGAAGUCUCAUCCAUCUUCUUAGUACAGGGAAGCAGGCACUGCGCUGGUAUCAAGGUUCAGGGAGCCGCGAAUCAUCCUGGCAUGUCAAUGGGCUUGGAAAGAUCCGAAUGCACCAUCUUUGCCGGCACUUCCUCACAGAAAGGUGCUAGCUUCCCCUUAUCGUUUGCCCCAUCUAUCCAGCUUGUGGAAACUUCAGUUCAUGCCUUCCGGUGGUCCACGCGGCACUAA